Messenger RNA from Pieris brassicae (large cabbage white), 1508 nucleotides. It is a transcript of the gene Yipf6, whose product is annotated as protein YIPF6. Gene Ontology annotation, biological process: endoplasmic reticulum to Golgi vesicle-mediated transport. The transcript is spliced from 6 exons. Bases 136 to 810 code for a protein of 224 amino acids. Gene Ontology annotation, cellular component: membrane; trans-Golgi network. The record is from RefSeq and is a predicted model, not a curated record. Lineage: Eukaryota; Metazoa; Arthropoda; Insecta; Lepidoptera; Pieridae.
CUAAUCAAUGAAGAAUUAUUACGAAUUACUAUCGUGGAAAUGAUUUUUUAAAAGUUUCUGGGAUUUGAUGUGUUGGAUUAUUAAUACUAUUGUAAUAUUGUAUUAUUCACAACAAACAUCAACGAAUUAAACACAAUGGCGACUUUUGAUUCCAAAUACGACAUGUAUCCUGCUGGUGAUGUAGGAGUUAUAGAAGGUGAAAUGAACAUUCCAGGUCAGGGUGUACCUUCUGGUGAUACAAUGGAGUUUAAUACUCUAGAUGAACCUAUUAAAGAAACAUUUCUAAGAGACUUAAGAGCUGUGGGUAAUAAAUUCUACCAUGUACUAAUACCCAGAGAGAAAACAAGUUUAUUGAAAGAAUGGGAUCUAUGGGGUCCAUUAUUACUUUGUACAUUCAUGGCAACUAUUCUGCAGGGCUCGUCAGAACCCACAAGUAAAACAGGUGACGGAGGCCCUGAAUUUGCAGAAGUCUUUGUACUGGUGUGGAUAGGUGCCGCUAUUGUGACCUUUAAUUCUAAGCUACUUGGAGGAAAUAUGUCGUUUUUCCAAUCAGUAUGCGUGUUGGGAUAUUGUCUUUUCCCCAUUGCAUUAGCUCUAGUCAUCUGCCGAGUGAUAUUGUUCAGUACACAAAAUACAUUUUUAUUCUUCCUACGAUUUGUCAUAUCUAUGGUUGGAUUCAUAUGGGCAACAUUUGCUGCAACAAAAUUCCUUGGUGAUAGCCAGCCUGAAGGUAAAAAAGGUCUAGCAGUUUACCCCAUUUGCUUGUUCUACUUCAUACUAUCGUGGCUAGUCGUUUCUCACACCGCUUAGGAGCACAAUUGUGAUAAAGACUUGUAGGGUAAUUUGUGAAUAUUUAUGUAAUGUAAGUUAUUAAUAUAUGAAUUUAUGACACAAAUACAGUGUAAUGUUUUAAUAAGUAUUAAGGUUAGCGAAGGGACUAAUUUUGAACUAAAUAGAAAGCUGCGUUCAGGCCUGUUUGGCGUAUUGAUACCAUGAAGUUACUGUAUCUAUAUACAUUUUAUUAAACCUAGUUGUCUUACAAAUAACAUCGUUAAACGGACACAACUUUAAUUUUUUUUUAAUAUUGUUACUAUAUUAUAUCAUCCUAGGGGGUAUAUCAUCCUCAUAUUUUGAAAAUUCUGUCUCAUACCGAAGGUCUUUUUGACUGGUCAGUUUUUUGUUCGUGUCGCACCAGGUGGCGCUAUAAAAUCAUUUUGUUUUAUAUAAAGAGAUUUUUUUAUUAAUUUCCUGUUUCCAAUUGCAAAACCUCAAAUCGGUUAUUAAGCCUGGUUGUACAGAAUUAAAUGUAGCAGAAAUUAGAUUAAGUUGUUUCGUGGCAUACGUUUAAGUUAGGACGAUUGUAUGACUAAGUUUGUCUUUUUAUACUCACCACAUUCUUUAACACAUUCCAUUCUGGAUUUACAGUAUUUUUUAAAUCUAAUUUAUUUAUAUUAUGUACUUAAAAUUUCUUCGGAAUUUAUGAAAUAUCAUGUUUUCAACAACAUUUU